Humulus lupulus (European hop) is the source of this 1131-nucleotide messenger RNA. RefSeq lists its product as uncharacterized. The transcript is spliced from 2 exons. Bases 1 to 1131 code for a protein of 376 amino acids. The record is from RefSeq and is a predicted model, not a curated record. Lineage: Eukaryota; Viridiplantae; Streptophyta; Magnoliopsida; Rosales; Cannabaceae.
AUGAAGCCAUUAGUCAAGAGUGGUGCUAGAUGCAGAGUGGGCAACAGAGUGUCCAUUUCUAUUAGUUCGGACCCUUGGCUUCAGGACAAGGAUAAUCCCUGGAUCACUACAGUUAAUCCUGCGUUCAUUGGGGCCAAAGUCUCCUCUCUGAUGCAUGCCGAUAGCUCUGAAUGGGAUGUAGAUGCGAUCAAAGAUCUAUUCAAUGAUAGAGAUUCCAGUUGCAUCCUUAGUAUACCUCUGUGCUCUAAUAGACCCAUUGAUAAUUGGUACUGGUCGUUGGAAUCGUCUGGGAUUUUUUCUGUAAAAAGUUGUUACAAAUCUCUUCAGGUGCUCAAGAAUGGUGAGGCUUCAGAAAUGGAAAAAUUGUUUUGGCAGGGCUUGUUGAAAGUGAGGGUUCCUCCUAAGGUAAAGGAUCUUGUUUGGAGGGCUUCUUCAGGCUGUUUACCUACAAAAACCCAGCUCCACUUGAGACAUGUGGAUGUGGAUAUAAUUAGCCCCUUAUGCCAAUCGGACAGGGAAACCGUUUCUCAUUUUUUGGUUGCUUGUAGUCGGGUUUGGCCUUGCUGGGUAAGUUUGGGGCUUGGAUUAUUGGCUCCAGAUUCUGAGACGUUUGGACACUGGUUAAUGCAGAAUUUAGUUCGCCUAGAUCAAGAACAAAAAGCAAAAGUUUUUAUGUUGCUUUGGGCUGUUUGGAGGAGGCAGAACGAGUGGGUAUGGCAGAAUAAAAGAGGUUCGUGUUAUGGGGUUUUGCUCCUAGCCGAUUCUACAUUGAAAACAUGGAUCAAGGCACAAGAUCGUGAAAUUGCUCCCCUGCCCUAUUUCUUAUCGCCUGAAGAUGGUCGAGAAUUGUGGAGCAAACCACCUUUGGGAUCCCUAAAAAUCAAUGUUGAUGCAGCAAGUUUCAUUGAGGCUUCUAAGCAUAGUUUCGCUGGUAUUGCUAGGGACCACAAUGAUGAUUGUAAAGUCCUGUGGAAGGACCUAGAUUCUGUUUCAAUUGUUUUUGUAAAACGUUCUGCUAAUGGGGCAGCCCAUGCUUUGGCAAAGGCUUCUUCCUUUGUGGCUGAACGGGUAUUGGUUAAGGAGAAUAUCUCCUCUAAUGUGUUGGAAGUAAUGUUACAAGAUUGUUGCUAA